UAAAGAGAGGUAAGGGAUUCCGAAUCAGAUCUGUAGAGCAUAGGAAUUCAAAGAUACCAUCGAAAAAGUUGUGAAUCUAAAGAUACACUCCUCGAUAAUCGCCGCUGUUUUGUAUAUUCAUUAUAGAUAUAUUUCUAUUCAUACGUUGUCUUUUGCGGUGUGAAUUAUCUCUAAUUAAGUGAUUGAGGUGAGAGAGAGGGGGGAAAUUAAAAUGUUGGAAGUGAGAGAUGGAAAUUGCUAUCCGGAGGCGGUGGUGGGUGUGAAUCUGGGACUUGCCUGUGUUGAUGGCGUUAUUGCAUUCAUUGCUUUUUAUCAGUUAAUAAGGAUUCACUCAAGGAAUCCACUGCUUGGCUGGAACCGUCAAAAGGUCUUUCAUCUUCUGAUCGGGUCUUCUAAUCUGGGUAAUUUCCUAUAUUUUGUGUUGACUCUCGUUGCUGCUUGUAAGAGUUGGACUUGUUGGUCCCAGUCCUGUGGGUUCAUUGUCAUGGCUUUCCCAAAAAUUCUGUUUGUUGCAGCAUUCCUUCUACUAUUGUCAUUUUGGGUUGACCUUUGCCAUCACUCAAAUGAUGACGAUGAAGAUGAUGGAUGGAACCCCCAAGAUACCUUGCUGGAGAAAACAAACACAACUGACUCGAGCACCAGUAAUCGGUCUAGAUGUUUCUCCUUCAUGUCAAUUCGUAUAGGAAGCCGUCAAAAAGUUGUGAUUCUGGUUUCUAUCUUAAUCUUUGCAAUAAUGGUUGUGGCUUCUGUGCUUAUAUGGAUUGGAAUGGGGAAGAAUCCUAUUGACUCAGCUGUCGUUGCUCAGGUAUAUGUAGAUCUGAUGGCAAUAGCAGUUCUUUUGCUCGGAGGAGCCUUGGCUUGCUACGCAUCGGAUAUGGAGCAGGACAAAAUUACGGGACUUAUAUUGUUCCUAAAAAUGAGAAAAGUUAGAUCGGAUCGAGCUUCAACAGAAAUGUGGAAGGUUGCUGGCUUGGCCAUUGUGUCUGUUAUAUGUUUCACAUCAAGUGCUGCUGUCGCUAUGGCAACAAACAUACCUCUAGUUUAUCACUGGCACGAGCAACAGAUAGGCGACAUUUAUACAUCUCUUCUACUGGUUUUAUAUUAUUUCAUAGGUUCGUCAGUCCCUUCGGCCUUUGUCCUAUUUGUCAUGAGAGAGUUACCGCCUCUGGCCCUGAUCAAUUCACGACGAGAAUCGACCACAAUAGCCUUCAUUAGUGACCGAUCUGUGGCUGUCCAUCCACAGCGCCGGACGAAUGAAAGCAAUGCACGGAGUCAGUUGGUUUGAGGUUUCGCGAUUGCAGAUUUCUCGAGCGAGCCUGGUAUGAAAGACUGCAUUGUGCACCAUCACCCUCCAUGUCAUGCCUGAACAGCCCUCAGCCGCUGAACUGUGGGAAGACAGUGUUGUAAAUUAAGGGGAGGAAGAAAUUGAAUGGGACAGGGCAUGAUAGCAGCUCCAUCACAAGCUCUAGAAGGCAACCGGGGUUACGACACUCACCUGUGUUUUGUGCCCUAAGUUUUAAACAGCUUUGGGUGUUGUAUAUAGCAACUACACAUGGAAGUGGUUGAUGAAAGAAAGUUCCUUACAUAUUGAAGACCAUUUUAGCUGUUACUAUUUUCUUCUUUAAAUAUUCUGUACUAUAUUUUGUUCAGUUUAUAAUUUCUGCCUGUGAUGGAUCAGGGUUUCUGAUGCAAUAGAUGUUCCAUAAACAAAUACUUACAGGUUUUUUAAUACAAUCUAUGUGCUUCUUUUUA
Salvia hispanica is the source of this 1752-nucleotide messenger RNA. Its product is annotated as tobamovirus multiplication protein 1-like. The record is from RefSeq and is a predicted model, not a curated record. NCBI's taxonomy places the organism in Eukaryota, Viridiplantae, Streptophyta, Magnoliopsida, Lamiales, Lamiaceae.